UCAAAAACAAAAAAUCUGUUUUGUCAUGAUAAAGUCCAUGACGAUAAUUUGUAAACACGUUCAUUAUCACUCGACUAUGUCCCGACUUUCAGUGGUGACCAAACACCGAUUUGAAGAGCUUACAUUUUUUUGUAUUCGUCAACACAUUUUAACACAACAUUCAUAGUUUAUCGUAUCAUUCAAAUCUGAUAUGGUUUUACCUUAGUAGAGCCACCGAAUCGUGCGUGUCUUCUUAAUUAUUUUAUUAUUUUUUUAACACCUCUCGAUCGUCAAUUACGUACGAAUUGGAAUCGUGUCUGUUCGUUGUACAAUUGUAUGUGUGUGUAUGUGUUUUAUGCGAUUAUAAAAAAUGUAUAAUUGUUAAUGUGUUAUGUUUUGCGGUUGUAGUGGGGGAAAUUGUCAGUGAUUGAGUAGAGUAAUUUAAUAUUAAUAUAGUAAUUUACACGAUACACAAAACGAGUGCUUACUAUCUACCUACUUUGCAAAAUAUUUCAACUACAAUUCGGUUUAUUUAGGCAAACGGUUUGGUGUACAGAGGGGGAAAUACGCGUUGUCGAUGGUUUAGUUAUAAAAAUAUUGUUUUAUUAUCGUGUUGCCUCGUAUAGUCGAAGGAAAACAAAAAAAUCUUAACAAUAGAGCAAUUAUUAUCUUCCGCCCGAUCAAUUAGCACAAUACAUAAAUUUAAAUAAUUAUUUGUCAAUUUUCUACGCUCUGUCAAGGUUUUUUUACCCUAUUAUUCUAAUUAGGUUUUUUAAAUGUUUUGUAAGAAAAUAAUAUCCUAUUUUCACCAAUAUUAAUGACAGCAGUUUACUGGUGAUUAGGAUUUUAAUAUUAAAAUUUUCCUUAAACAACUUAGUCAAAUUCAUGGAUAUGUCUAUAAACGGCAAAGAAGUUUCAUUCACAUCAUCGGAUGCUAGUAAUGAGAAAAUCACUGCUGCAAAAAUGCCCUAUAAGAGUUACAGACCUAGGUCUGUGUCUACAUGUUCAACAGAUUCAUGUAGUUCUGCAAGCUUAUCCGAAGAUGAUACUCCAGUUAGGUCUAAAAAGCAAGAAAAUAGUUCUGGAUUUAGUGAUUUUUGCAUUAAAGAUAUUAGACUCAAAGACUUUGGAAGGCGUGAAAUUGAAUUUGCUGAACAAGAAAUGCCUGGUUUAAUGUCUCUAAGGAAACAGGUGAUGGAAAAUAAGCCAUUACGAGGAGCCAAAAUUAUUGGAUGUACACCUAUCACUGCACCAACUGCUGUAUUAAUAGAAACGUUAAGUGCUCUAGGCGCUGAAUUAAGAUGGUGUGCUUGCAAUAUUUAUUCAACCCAGAAUGAAGUUGGUGCUGCUUUAGCAGAAGCAGGAUUUCCAAUAUUUGCAUGGCGAGGUGAAUCUGUUGAUGAUUUUUGGUGGUGUAUUGAAAAAUGUUUUGAAGGCAAGAAUUGGAAACCUAACAUGAUUUUAGAUGAUGGUGGAGAUGCAACUAAUUUUUGUCAAGCAAAAUAUCCUAGUGUUUUUAAAAAUUUAAUUGGGAUAGUUGAAGAGAGUACAACCGGUAUUCAUCGCUUAUACAAAUUGCUGAAAGCGGAAAAACUUUUAAUGCCAGCUAUUAAUAUCAAUAAUUGUGUAACAAAAACUAAAUUUGAUAAUCGUUAUAGUUGUAGGGAAUCUGUAAUUGUAAGCUUAAAAAAAUGUACCGAUUUGAUGUUUGGUGCAAAACAAAUUGUAUUAUGUGGUUAUGGAGAAGUGGGUAAAGGAUGCUGUCAAUCUUUAAAGGGACUUGGUUGUAUAGUUUAUGUCACAGAAAUUGAUCCAAUAUGUGCUUUGCAAGCAUGUAUGGAUGGAUUUAAAGUUGUAAAACUUAAUGAAGUUAUUCGACAAGUGGAUAUUGUAAUUACAGCUACUGGUAAUAAAAAUGUAGUUAUUCGAGAACACAUGGAUAAAAUGAAGUCUGGUUGUAUUGUAUGUUGCAUGAGUUAUUGUCAUAAUGAAAUUGAUGUGGCCGCAUUACGUACACCAGAGCUUAAAUGGGAAAAAGUUCGUUCACAAGUAGAUCACAUUCGCUGGCCUGAUGGUAAAACCAUGAUCUUACUUGCUGGUGGUCAUCAUGUAAAUUAUACAUGUUCAAGCAUUCCAUCAUUUGUCACUUCCAUUACUGGUACAACCCAGAUACUAGCCUUAAUGGAAUUAUUUAAUGCUCCAAUUGGUCGUUACAAGAGUGAUGUUUAUUUAUUGCCAAAAAAAAUGGAUGAGUAUGUAGCAAGUCUUCAUCUGGCUACAUUUGAUGCUCAUCUUACAGAACUUAGUGAUGAACAAGCAAAAUACAUGGGAUUACCAAAAAAUGGUCCGUUUAAACCAAAUCACUAUCGAUAUUGAUCUAUACUUCAACAACGCUGGUUUAGAACAAAUAUAAUUUCUCAUUCUCCUUUAUGGAUAAUAUAUUAUUAAUAGUUUUAUUCACUUGCAUUUUAACAAGGUAUCCUGAGAUUAGUUUGGAAGUAAUAAAAACUUUAAAAUUUCAUUAUCCUAUUAGUCAGAAAAAUAUUUAAUUUUACUCAAAUGAUAUAUAUAUAUAUUUUAUACAUUUAGUAUAAAUAAAUCAAUAAUAUUAUCUAUAUUUUUUAUUUCACUAUAAAACAAUAAUAGAGAAUAAUUAAUAAUAUAAAAUAUUAGACCAAAUUUUUCAUUACACUCAUAAAUAUAGUUGUUUUGUAUGUGUGAAUUUGUUUCAAAGUAUCAAUAGAAAAAAUUGCUCUCAUUGAUCUAAUUUAUAGAAAAAUAUCAUUUAUGUGUUUAUUAGAAAUAUACUUUGUUUAACUAAUCGAGUAUGCAACUUCUAAUGAUUUUGGUAUCCAUAUAAGUACAUGUUCAAUUUGUUGUACCAUUUGAUCCUUGUGAGGUAUAGGAACCAUUUUUUUUUUUUUAUUAUUAUUUCCUUUCCAAUUAUUUAUGAUAGAUACAGACUUAUGAUUUUAAUAAGCAAUUGUACCGAAUAUUUUUAUAAUUAUUGAAAUAUUAGAUAUCUUGUUAUCUUAAAUUGAAGUCUGGCUUUAUUAAGAAUAACAAAUAUUAGAAUAUUUUAAUGGUAGUGUUAUAAUGUCACUUAAAUUAAUAUAGAUAUUAAAUGUUAAUAAUUUUUGUAUCAAAUAUAACGCAAGAUUAAUACAUUUAUUUUAUUUGAGAUGAACUAAAUUUUUCUUAUUGGUGUAUUUAACUUAAGAAAUCUUCACGAAAAAAUUAAUAUUAUUAUAUUAUAGUAGUAAACGCAUAGUAAAGGAAUAAUUAAUUGAAACGAAAAAGUCUGAAGAAAUAAGUUCAAAAAAAUUAAUUGAUAAAAAAACCAUUCAUAAUAUCAAUUUUCUUAAAAAAAAGCUAAAUUAUAUGUAUUAAUAGUAUUAUUUUAAAGUGUGUUGGUAUCUAUAAUAAUAUAAUAUACUUAUAUUAUUGAAAAGUAAGGUAUAACACAUGUUUCUUUCAAUCUAAAGAUUCUAAAAUUUUUUGAAAAAAAGAAAAAAAUGGUUUUUAUUAUUAUUUGUAUAAGAAUAUAUAAAUUAAUUACUCCUGGCGUGAUAUUUAAUUUAUAAGUUUUAAAGCUUAUAUUCUACUAUACCUAUUUAAAUUAUAUGUAUAUUAUUAUAGGUUUUUUUUAUUAAACUUGAUCAGAUUUUUUUUUUGAUGCAAAUAACUGUUAAACUAUUUGUUUAGAGUAUUUAUAAUAUUCGAGCUAAGAAACAUACUUGGUGGCCAACCCGUUUUCAUGUCACCCCACCGAGUCAAUCAUUUAUGUGUUAAAAACAUUGUAGGUAGUGAAUACACAAUGAUUUGUACAAGUUCUCUUCUGAGUAUGUUUCUUAACUUAAAAUGGGUAUAGACUCGUUUUAAUAAGAUUUAUGUUUGUUUUGUUAUCAAGUAUAUUUUUUAAAAUCAUAUUUGUGAAGAAAAUAUUUUUUUUAAAUGUGUAGCUUAAUAUUUUUUAUUUCUACAUUAAUAAAAUAAUAAUUGAUUAAAAUUUUUACUUUACUUGUUUUAAAAA
Molecule: messenger RNA, 4012 nt
Organism: Aphis gossypii (cotton aphid)
Lineage: Eukaryota; Metazoa; Arthropoda; Insecta; Hemiptera; Aphididae
Product: S-adenosylhomocysteine hydrolase-like protein 1
Exons: 13
Coding region: 865-2355 (496 amino acids)
Biological process (GO): L-methionine cycle
Cellular component (GO): cytosol
Source: RefSeq, a predicted model, not a curated record